CUGGAAGAGCCGCGGCUGCCGAAGAGGAGGAGAACGCAGAGGCCGGCCGGACCCCGGACGCGCUGACCGCCGCCGCGCCGCUGCCCCCCCGCUUGCGCUGCCUCCCGCUCGCGCUGCGCCUCCAAGGUCAUCCCCGCCCCCGAGAUGGAAACGGUGCAGGAGCUGAUCCCGCUGGCCAGGGAGAUGAUGGCCCAGAAGCCCAAUCGGAAGCUGGUGAAGCUGUACGUGCUGGGCAGCGUGCUGGCCUUUUUCGGCGUGGUGAUCGGCCUGGUGGAGACUGUGUGCAGCCCCUUCACCGCCGCCAGCCGCCUGCGGGACAGGGAGGCCGCGGUGGCCGAGCUGCAGGCCGCCCGGGAACAGAAGGUCCUGGAGACCCAGGCCCCGCUAGAGAAAGGCAAGCAGCAGGAGGCCGUCCUCUGCAGCCGGGCGCUCUCCAACCGGCUGCACGCCUCCUAGGACCCCUGGGAGCCGGCAGAGGGAGGGGACAGAUAGCCUGAGCGUGAGAAGAGAGCGCGCGUAGGGUCAGGCCCAAGUGGGAGAGAGCAGGAGUCCUGUGCUGUUUGGACUUACAUAUGAGAAGCCACUGACUUCUAGAACUGAACUACCACACGGAUCCACCAAAAGGAGUUUGGGAUUGAGUUUUGCUGCUGUGCAGCACUGCAGGAAGACACAUACAAAACUAUGUAUCUUUGAGCUAUCUGAGUGCAUCUACCAUUUUGCACUAGGGUGGAAGGAGGGGAAAUGCUUUUUAUAUUAUUAUUAUUACGGUGACCACCAUUUUGCAUUUUGAAAUAAAAGUCUUUUUAUACUAUA
Messenger RNA from Leopardus geoffroyi (Geoffroy's cat), 813 nucleotides. RefSeq names its product G0/G1 switch 2 (gene G0S2). Gene Ontology annotation, biological process: positive regulation of extrinsic apoptotic signaling pathway. Bases 145 to 456 code for a protein of 103 amino acids. The transcript is spliced from 2 exons. The record is from RefSeq and is a predicted model, not a curated record. NCBI's taxonomy places the organism in Eukaryota, Metazoa, Chordata, Mammalia, Carnivora, Felidae. Gene Ontology annotation, cellular component: mitochondrion.